AUGGGGUCUGACGAGAAGUUACAAAGUGAAUACACCCCCAGAGCUUGGCUCGUCAUCUCUGGAGCGGCUACCUGCCUCUUCUGCACUGUGGGCUUUAUGAACUCCUUCGGAAUCUUCCAAGAGUACUACGCAACAAAUCAGCUAGCCCAAAGCUCCCAGUCGACAAUUGCAUGGCUUGGCGCAAUAUCCAUUUUCUUUCUAUUUUCGAUAUCUGUCGUUUCUGGUACAAUGCUUGAUGUGUUUGGCCCCAAGCUGCUGGCAUACAUCGGAUCUCUUGGAACAAUUUUCGCAGUUAUGAUGACGUCCCUAUGUGAGGAGUUCUAUCAGUUUUUCUUAGCACAAGGCGUCCUCCUCGGGAUAUCUAUGUCACUAGUUACAUGGCCGAUGCUGGCUCUCGUAGGGCAGCACAUCAAACGCAAGCGCGCUUUGGCCAUGGGAAUUGUGCUUGCAGGUUCAUCCCUGGGUGGGGUUAUUUGGCCCAUUGCCGUCGACAAGCUGUUGAAAAUCCCUGAUAUUGGGUUCCCAUGGACAAUGCGCAUUGUCGGCUUCAUCAUGAUUCCAUGUCUUUCUUUCUCUUGCGUCGCUGCCAAACCACCGAUAAUCCCCAAUGCAGCCGUCGAAGACAUGGACCACAGCCGGGGAUCCAGUACCGACAAUGCCAUUUCUCAAACAAAAGACACUGACAGAAAGACCGAAGCGAUCGCAUUGCUUCGCAAGCCAGAAAUGCAACUUCUCUGUGGCGCCAUGUUUAUUACAUACUUCGGCAUGUUUUCGCCCUUUUUCUACACAACUUCAUUUUCUGUUGAUAAGGGCUUUCCCUCGAGCUUUGGCUUUUACACAGUGUCAAUUGUCAACGGCGCGUCUUUCUUCGGUCGCAUCCUGCCAGGUAUUGUUGCUGACAAGUAUGGAAAAUUCAACUGCUGUAUUGUGUCGACCCUAGUGGCGGGUCUCGUGGCCUUGUGCUGGACAAGGGUGGAAUCAGUAGCCGGAUUGGGCAUUUGGUCCGCAGCCUAUGGAUUUGCAUCUGGGGGUAUCUUAUCGCUUCAGCAAGCCUGUGCUGCCCAAGUGGCCACUCCCUCUACGCUGGGUCUGGCUAUUGGCAGUGUUAGUGGGUCUACGGCAUUGUCUGCCAUGGCAAAUGUUCCCAUCAGCGGUGCGUUGGUUGAAAAAUAUGGGUACCUAUCGUUAUCUAUAUUUUCGGGGAUCUCGCUAUUGCUGGGUGGCGUCUUGCUUGGGGCUGCUCGUUUGGCGCAGAACCGAAAACUUGCUGCCAUUGUUUAA
Penicillium cataractarum is the source of this 1281-nucleotide messenger RNA. RefSeq names its product putative MFS monocarboxylate transporter. Gene Ontology annotation, biological process: transmembrane transport. The coding region runs from base 1 to 1281 and encodes 426 amino acids. The transcript has 5 exons. Gene Ontology annotation, cellular component: fungal-type vacuole membrane. The record is from RefSeq and is a predicted model, not a curated record. Lineage: Eukaryota; Fungi; Ascomycota; Eurotiomycetes; Eurotiales; Aspergillaceae. Gene Ontology annotation, molecular function: transmembrane transporter activity.